AUGGAGAUGCCAAAGCUAGAGUUCGACAACAGCAUUGUGCAUAUUACUCUGCAACAACGACCAUUGGAUCGCGCGCUCUUGGAUAAGGGUAUGAAGGAUAUACUCGACAUGUUCAACCGCUUUGUGCCCGUUGGGGACCCGCGCCGGCUCGAGGUGGAAAAGCAAGGCCUCAAGGAUCUCGACAAGGUCAUCGAAAUGGGCAUCGCGUACUGCUACCACCAUGGCGUGCUCGCCACCGUGGAAGGUGUCCUCGAAGAUCUUGAGAACAAACUAGCAGACAUCAAGACCCCUCCGCAGGGCCCGCAAGCAUACACAAUGUACGACUCCUCUGAAGAUGAGAGCGAGCCUGAAGACGAGGCGAAGCACAAGCACGCACGCGGGCCUCUAAACACAAGCCAGCCCGACACGGAAGACAACUCCAAAAACCAGAACGCCGGUACUAGUACAGAAAGUAGCUGCGCGACGUUUGUACCACCAGUCUAUAUACCCUACACGAAGGUUUUUUUUUGUGGUCAAACAGAAUCUAAUCUUCAGUGA
Messenger RNA from Mycena indigotica, 537 nucleotides. RefSeq lists its product as uncharacterized. The coding region runs from base 1 to 537 and encodes 178 amino acids. NCBI's taxonomy places the organism in Eukaryota, Fungi, Basidiomycota, Agaricomycetes, Agaricales, Mycenaceae. The record is from RefSeq and is a predicted model, not a curated record. The transcript is spliced from 3 exons.